GGGAGCUGCUUACACUUGGAAGUGGGGAAGGGCAUCGUCCAUCCAUCUCCAUGGCAACACGGCCGGGCCCUUUGACUGAAUGGCCAUGGCAGUGGAUGGGAAGCUUCAAGUACCUGGUCUUGGCGCCUGCGGCGUUGCACACUGCGCACAGGGUGGUCACCAAGGGGUGGGGGGACAUGAGCCUGGCAUACGCCGCCAUGUUACCAGCUCUGCUUCUGAGGAUGAUCCAUAACCAAAUCUGGAUCAGCUUGUCUCGCCACCAGACCGCACGCAGGAAGCACAUCAUCGUCGACCGUGGACUUGAAUUCGACCAGGUGGACCGGGAGAGUUCCUGGGAUGACCAGAUCAUCUUCAAUGGGCUGUUCUUCUACCUGGCCUACGCAGCCGUCCCGAAUGUCAGUCGCAUGCCGGUGUGGAGAACAGACGGAGCCAUCAUCACCGCCUUGCUUCACAUAGGACCUGUCGAGUUCCUGUACUACUGGUUCCACAGGGCGCUGCACCACCAUUUCCUCUACUCUCGCUACCACUCACACCACCACGCCUCCAUCGUCACAGAGCCCAUAACCUCUGUCAUCCAUCCAUUUGCUGAACACGUGGUUUAUUUCCUGCUAUUUUCGAUCCCCAUGAUGACACCAAUUUUUAUGGGGUGUGGUUCUGUCCUGGCUGUUGUCUUGUACAUCACGUACAUCGACUUCAUGAACAAUAUGGGGCACUGCAAUUUUGAGCUGGUGCCAAAGCGCGUCUUCCAUGUCUUCCCUGCUCUCAAGUACCUCAUGUACACUCCCUCGUUUCAUUCUCUACAUCAUACACAGUUUCGUACAAACUACUCGUUGUUCAUGCCGUUCUAUGACUACAUAUACAACACCAUGGACAACUCAACUGACGAGCUGUAUGAGAGAGCACUGAAAGGAACAGAAGAAACACCAGAUCUUGUCCACUUGACGCAUAUGACCAACUUGCGAUCGACUUAUCAUCUUAGGGUUGGGAUUGCCUCUAUAGCCUCCAGACCAUCGGAAAGCCCUGUAUGGUAUAUGUGGAUGAUAUGGCCAGUGGCAUGGCUGUCAAUGGUACUGGCAUGGGUUUAUGGAUCUUCUGCGUUUGUCGUUGAAAAUCACACACUGAAGAAGUUCAAGAUGCAAACAUGGGCAAUACCAAGAUACAACUUCCAUUAUGGCUUGAUUUGGGAGAGAGAAUCCAUCAACGGCUUAAUUGAGAAGGCAAUACUAGAUGCUGAUGGAAGAGGGGUCAGAGUGCUCAGUCUAGGACUGUUAAAUCAGGCAAAACAACUCAAUGGAGGUGGUGAAUUAUUUACAAAAAAAUAUCCAAAAUUAAGAGUUCGACUUGUUGAUGGAAGUGGCUUAGCAACUGCAGUGGUGCUCAAGAGCAUCCCUUUAGAUACAAAGCAGGUUUUUCUUUGUGGAAGCAGUUCUAAGGUAGCCCACGCCACAGCUACAGCUUUAUGUGAGAGAGGUGUCCAGGUAAUCAUGAACCAAAAGAAGGAAUAUGACAUGCUCAAGUUGCGAGUUCCAGAGAGCAGCACUGGCUAUCUGAAAUUCUCCAGUGAUGAAAUACCCCAGAUCUGGAUAGGAGAUAUCAUAGACGAUAAGCAACAACGGAGGGCACCAAGUGGAACAAUAUUUAUUCCUACAUCACAGUUUCCCCUUAAGAAGACACGCAAGGAUUGCACCUACCUGGGUAGCCCAGCAAUGAAGAUCCCGGAGACAAUGCAGAACGUUCACACCUGUGAGAAUUGGCUUCCAAGAAGGGUGAUGAGCGCAUGGCGCAUUGCCGCGAUAAUACAUGCUCAGGAAGGUUGGAACAUGCAUGAGUGCGGAGAUGAUAUGAUGGACAUCGAAAAGGUUUGGUCGGCAGCUAUUAGGCAUGGAUUCAUUCCUCUGUCAAAGGCUUGAUUCUUCUGAAUCCUGGCAGAAAUGUUACUCGGCAAUGAUGCAAAGUUAAGAUUCAGUGUUAAAAGAAUAAGGAGUGUCAGAUAUGCUUAUCAGCUUGCUAGCUUCAUCGAGCAGGGUCCGCAUAUAUCUAGAUAGAAAGCCAUAAGUGUGAUAUCCAUACUACUCAUAGGUAUAUACUGUAUGUAUGAGUAAUCAACUUGUAGAAAAUUAUCAAAGCAAUCAUCAGAC
This is a messenger RNA of Triticum urartu, 2138 nucleotides long. RefSeq names its product very-long-chain aldehyde decarbonylase GL1-7-like. NCBI's taxonomy places the organism in Eukaryota, Viridiplantae, Streptophyta, Magnoliopsida, Poales, Poaceae. The record is from RefSeq and is a predicted model, not a curated record. Gene Ontology annotation, molecular function: oxidoreductase activity; iron ion binding. Gene Ontology annotation, biological process: lipid biosynthetic process.